Molecule: messenger RNA, 1977 nt
Organism: Schizosaccharomyces osmophilus
Lineage: Eukaryota; Fungi; Ascomycota; Schizosaccharomycetes; Schizosaccharomycetales; Schizosaccharomycetaceae
Gene: cog6
Product: Golgi transport complex peripheral subunit Cog6
Exons: 3
Coding region: 1-1977 (658 amino acids)
Biological process (GO): intra-Golgi vesicle-mediated transport
Cellular component (GO): COG complex
Source: RefSeq, a predicted model, not a curated record
AUGGACGCAAAAAACGAAAGACCUGACUACCGACUGAAACGAGAUGAAUUACUAUCAUUUCGGAACCUGAUAUCAAAGAAUAUUGCACAACUGUCUUCUAUUAAUUAUGUGAACCCACAGUUGGAGUCAGCAUUACAGCAAUUAUCAGAAAGGAAUUUUAAAAAUGAAAAAGAAACUCGAGACCAAUUGCCUUUUGAAGCUUUCUCAGACUUAAUCUGGACAAAUGGCUCUAUUUUGCAUGAAUUAUCUAAUUUAACGAACCACUUAGAGUCUAUGAAUGAAUCUUUCUCGUCAUUCUCAACGUCCAUUGAUUCUUAUGACUCUCAUUGGAAUUCUAAAUCCAAAGCCGCAAUGGAAUUGCAUAACAAAUAUCAAUCCAUUGAAGCUGAGAAGAAACGCGUUCAUGAAAAACUUGAUUGCAUAGAGUAUGUUGAAAACAAUUUCUUAAUUUCAGAUGAAGAUUUAAUUCAUUUGACUUCCCACAACGAUGUUGACGAUCGCUUUUAUCUAAUCUUCGAGAAAGCCCAGUCCAUUCAUGAUAACACAAACUCUCUUUUCACUCCUGUUAGUGAGUUCCUUAAUUAUGAAUCUCUUGAGGGGAUCAUAAAGACUAUGUCGAGGCAUAUUGAUACUGCUUACGGUAAGCUGUACAGGUUUGUAGAACUUGAACUCAGAAACCCUCGAGUGAUUCAAACUAUGGAAACCAAUUCAGAAAUUAAACGAGCAAUAACAAAGCUUUUAUCUGAACAUACAACAGCCAGCAGAACGAUAAACUUGAUUAUUCAGGUACGGCAGCAGAAUCUUCAUUCGGCAUAUGUUACUGCUUUAACUAGAGGUGAUGCACUCUCUUCCUCAAAACCAAUUGAACUUUCAGCGCCAGAUACUAUGCGCUUUAUAGGUGAUCUUUUGGCUUGGAUUCACCAAACUAUUGUGAAUGAGAAAGAGCUAAUUGAUUCUAUAUUUGCUGCUAGAAGACAACAAGUAAACAGCCACCCGGUGCCCCCUUGGGAUAUACCUUCUACUGUACAAGAACAAACAAAUAAUUUAUUAGACGGUAGUUUGUACGGUAUUUGCCGUCCUUUGCUUUCGCGGGCACAAACCUCAAUACUCGAUUUAACUGAUACCAUCCGUUUAUACAAUUUAAUCGAGCUGCUUGGAUUCUAUCAUGAAGCAUUUUCAAAAAUUGUUCACGAAAACUGUAUAGUUCUCAAGAUACUAAAAACGAUUGAAGAUUUUACUUAUCAGAGAAUGAAAACAGUCAUUGACGAUGAACUAUACGCUAUUUCGUCUUCACUUCCUAAAGUUACUGACGAUUUGCUUCCGCCAGAUUUUGUUACAAGCUUCCUUCGGAAUUCAAAUUCCAUAUUUAAGAUUCGAAAUGCGUCUCUAAGUGUAAAGGGAGUAGAUGAGGAGCAAUUCAUUACAAUCUUCUCCGAUUUAUUCGAAAAAGUGCUUCAAAUUUGUUUUACUAUGGUUAAGGAUCGGUUACAUUUUCACAAAUAUGUAAUUUACUUACUAAACAUUCUAGACAGCUGUCUUACUUACCUCAGACGCUACAACUUCCUCGCCCAUAUACGAGAGAGCUUUGAAAACAAAGAAAAUAUGUAUGUUGAAAAGCUGAUAGAUUUGGUAUAUCAAACUUAUCUAACUGAAUCUGGUCUUUCGGAUCUCAUCAACUUUAUAAAAAACAAGGACGAUAAGGAAGAACUAAAAGCUAUUUCAUCAGUCUCUUGGGACGAACAGGUCUCACGAUUUAAUUCUUUUGUUACUAUAACCAUUUCAGAAAUAAUCGCAGAUCUUCAACUUCUUGCUGCGCCAUUAAUAAUGGAACAUGUAAUGAAAAGAACAGCAGAAAUGUAUAUUCAAUCGUUCCAACAGAUAACUCAAAGGGUCCAACCUAUAGUUGGAUACGUGUGGCCUUUAUCAAUCGAGGAAUUGAAAAUUGCCAUGAACAUAGAUUCAGCUCUCGAUUUCUAG